AUGGAGGCCGCGCCCGGGACCCCCCCGCUGCCGCCAUCAGAGUCGCCGCCGCCGCCAUCGCCACCACCGCCAUCAACGCCUUCGCCUCCUCUGUGUUCCCCCGACGCCUGCCUGGCUACCCCGCACCUCCUCCACCGCCUCCCGCUCCCUGACGACAGGGAAGAUGGUGAGUUGGAAGAAGGCGAGCUGGAAGAUGACGGGGCCGAGGAGACUCAGGACACCUCUGGGGGCCCCGAGAGGAGCCGGAAGGAGAAGGGGGAGAAGCACCACAGCGACUCGGAUGAGGAGAAGUCUCACCGGAGGCUGAAGCGGAAGCGCAAGAAAGAGCGGGAGAAGGAGAAGAGGAGGUCCAAGAAGAGGAGGAAAUCCAAGCAUAAACGCCACGCUUCCUCCAGUGAUGACUUCUCAGACUUCUCGGACGACUCGGACUUCAGCCCCAGCGAGAAGGGGCACCGCAAAUACCGAGAGUACAGCCCCCCCUACGCGCCGUCCCACCAGCAGUACCCUCCUUCUCAUACAACGCCCCUGCCCAAGAAGUCCUACCCCAAGCUGGACAGCAAAGGCUACGGCAUGUACGACGACUACGAGAACGAGCAGUACGGGGAGUACGAGGGCGACGAGGAGGAGGACCUGGGCAAGGACGACUACGACGACUUCGCCAAAGAGCUGAACCAGUACCGGCGCGCCAAGGAGGGCAGCAGCCGGGGCCGAGGUGAGGCCCGCCGCUUCCGCUGGCCUGCUGGGCUGCACCCCGUGCCCGUGCAGGUCGAGAGGAGCACCGUCGUUCAGGGCUGA
This is a messenger RNA of Rangifer tarandus platyrhynchus (Svalbard reindeer), 795 nucleotides long. The record is from the annotation of a GenBank genome assembly. Lineage: Eukaryota; Metazoa; Chordata; Mammalia; Artiodactyla; Cervidae.